AUGUUCUCCAUCCAGGACAGCCUCCCCCGGGGGGCCCUGACCAUGAAGGAGGAGCCGCUCCCCACCGGCAUGACCCCGGUCCGCUCCUGGAUGCAGGGCGCAGGGAUUUUGGACGCCAACACAGCAGCCCAGAGUGGUGUGGGUCUGGCCCGGGCUCACUAUGAGAAGCAGCCUCCGUCCAACCUGAGGAAGUCCAACUUCUUCCACUUCGUGUUGGCUCUGUACGACCGGCAGGGCCAGCCGGUCGAGAUCGAGAGGACCUCCUACAUCGACUUCGUGGAGAAAGACAAGGAGUACAACGGAGAGAAGACCAACAAUGGAAUCCACUACAGGCUACAGCUCCUCUACAGCAACGGCAUCAGGACAGAACAAGACCUUUAUGUUCGGCUGAUAGACUCCAUGACCAAACAGCCCAUCCUGUACGAGGGACAGGACAAGAACCCUGAGAUGUGCCGCGUCCUCCUCACCCACGAGAUCAUGUGCAGCCGGUGUUGCGACAAGAAGAGCUGCGGAAAUCGCAACGAGACGCCGUCCGACCCCGUCAUCAUCGACAGAUUCUUCCUGAAGUUCUUCCUCAAGUGCAAUCAGAACUGUUUGAAAAAUGCAGGGAACCCGCGGGACAUGAGGAGGUUCCAGGUGGUCGUGUCCACUACAGUCAACGUGGAUGGCCAUGUGUUGGCGGUGUCAGACAACAUGUUCGUCCACAACAACUCCAAACAUGGCCGCCGCGCCCGGCGCCUGGACCCCUCUGAAGCAGCUACGCCCUGCAUCAAAGCCAUCAGCCCCAGCGAGGGCUGGACGACCGGCGGCGCCACCGUCAUCAUCAUCGGGGACAACUUCUUCGACGGGCUGCAGGUGGUCUUCGGCACCAUGCUGGUCUGGAGCGAGCUGAUCACCCCCCACGCCAUCCGGGUCCAGACCCCCCCUCGUCACAUCCCCGGGGUCGUGGAGGUCACGCUGUCCUACAAGUCCAAGCAGUUCUGCAAAGGAGCGCCGGGACGCUUCGUCUACACCGCCUUGAACGAGCCGACCAUCGACUACGGCUUCCAGCGGCUACAGAAGGUCAUCCCUCGCCACCCCGGGGACCCCGAGAGGUUACCUAAGGAAGUGCUGCUGAAGCGGGCGGCGGACCUGGUGGAGGCGCUGUACGGGAUGCCGCACAACAACCAGGAGAUCAUCCUGAAGCGGGCGGCGGACCUCACAGAGGCGCUGUACAGCGUUCCCCGCAGCCACAACCAGCUGCCGUCGCUCACCGGCUCGGCCGCGCACUCCGGCAUGAUGGGAGUGAACUCGUUCAGCAGCCAGCUGGCCGUCAACAUCAGCGAGGCCUCGCAGGGCGACCAGGGUUACUCCCGUAACUCGAACAGCGUGUCGCCCCGCGGCUACGUGCCCAGCUCCACGCCCCAGCAGUCCAACUACAACACCAUCACGUCCACCAUGAACGGCUACGGCGCGGCAGGGAUGACCAACCUGGGAGUGCCCGGCUCUCCCAGCUUCCUCAACGGCUCCACCGCCAACUCCCCGUACGCAAUCAAACAGAAGAGCGCCUUCGCCCCUGUCGUGCGGCCACAGACCUCCCCGCCCCCCACCUGCACCACCACCAAUGGCAGCAGCCUACAGGCCAUGGCAGGUCUCAUAGUCCCGCCCAUGUGAAGAGGAUCAUCGCCCAGCCAGACAGCGUCAGCCCCCCCCACCCCAAC
Molecule: messenger RNA, 1700 nt
Organism: Myripristis murdjan (pinecone soldierfish)
Lineage: Eukaryota; Metazoa; Chordata; Actinopteri; Holocentriformes; Holocentridae
Product: transcription factor COE3
Exons: 16
Coding region: 1-1653 (550 amino acids)
Biological process (GO): regulation of DNA-templated transcription
Molecular function (GO): DNA-binding transcription factor activity; DNA binding
Source: RefSeq, a predicted model, not a curated record